CUCCGCAGUCCGCAGUCGCUCGGCAGUCGGCGCAACGCUCGCCUGUAGACGCCGUUGCGGCGGUAACGCUAGCGAAUAGCAAUCGAUCGCUUUCAUUCACAAUGUUUUGGUCUGAAACUUUAUAAAUACUGUAGUAUACUAUGACCAGUCGGUAAGCGGACUUUACAUAGAAAGUGCAAACACUGCUCGAAGUUUGAAAUCCACAGUGAGAACUGAGAUCGUGUGAGAGUCAAAGAACCGGUUUUGUUGCUGUCAAUUUAUUUUCUCAUCAUGAAGGAUAAAAAUAAACGCGAUGGUGCUCACGAGGCAAUGCUCUCACAAAGUCCCAAGCCAGUGGUCAAGAGAAAAGAAGAGAAGAGUCAAGAAGAAUAUGAGGCUCUUCAAAACUUCCUUCGUAGUAUUAGCUCCACAGCCACCCUACCCCCUUACGUAAAGGGUGAAACCUACUCAUCAGUGCGCGGAGUAUUUAAUCAGUGCCUUAUAACAUGUGCAGUGCUCAUAUUAGCAGCAGGUGCGGGUCACCCCAUUGGUUUUUCUGCUGUGGCUUUGCCACAACUUCGAACGGAAAACUCCACUAUGAGGAUAGAUGACGAUAUGGGGUCUUGGAUAGCUAGUAUACAUUCUGCGGCAACUCCCUUGGGUUCAAUACUCUCCGGACCAAUAAUGGAAGCAAUAGGGCGAAAGCGGACCCUUCAAGCAUCAACUUUACCUCUAGUAGUGGGCUGGAUACUUAUUGGCACAUCCACACAUCACGCCUUACUACUUCUAGGACGUGUCGUAUGUGGUUUUGCCGUCGGUAUAUUAGCGGCACCAUCACAGGUCUAUCUGGGAGAGAUAUCGGAGCCAAGACUGAGAGGUCUCCUAAUUGGAACACCGUUUGUGGCCUAUUCACUGGGAGUUCUUUAUGUGUAUGCUCUUGGCGGGGCGCUACCGUGGAGAUCGGUAGCACAUCUAUCUAUAGUGCUGCCGAUUUUAGCGUUUGUUGCCUUGUGCUUCUCUCCGGAGAGCCCCACGUGGUUGGCAAGACGUGGUCGGUUCCAUGAAGCCAUGGCGGCCAUGUCAAGGUUACGUGGAGAUCCUGAUACUGCGCAAAGAGAACUCCAUGAACUAAUAUCGGCCCGGGAAAAGGAAAAAGCGCGCGGUGAAGAGACUAUUCGUUUCUUCGCGACUGUCCUCCGGCCGCCGGUGAUGAAACCUCUGCUGCUUAUCAACGCCUUCAACAUGCUUCAGAUUCUGUCGGGCAGCUACGUUGUAAUCUUCUAUGCGGUCGACAUUGUCAGGGAUGCGGGCGGUUCUUUGAGCCCUCAUUUGGCUGCCAAUGCGAGUGCCCUUGUCCGUCUAGUUGUGACGGUGUUAGCGUGUGUGAUGCUGCUCAAGGUGACCCGUCGAGCUCUCGUGCUGGUGUCAGGAGCUGGUACUGCGGUGUGUACUCUCGCACUCGCUUUCCUUCUCUCCCAAGGGCCCGGCACUGGCGUCCUUCCACCCACUCUCAUCCUUGGCUACGUCGCAUUCAACACUCUAGGCUUCUUCCUCCUCCCGGGCCUGAUGAUAGGCGAACUCCUACCGACCAAAGUGCGAGGUCUCUGCGGCGGCUACAUAUUCUGCCUCUUCAACGCCGUCCUCUUCGGGUUCACGAAACUGUACCCAGUCAUGGAGAACGCUAUCGGCAUGACCGGCGUCUUUGGUCUCUUCGGUGCCUCGGCCACGUUAGCGACGGUCGUACUAUUCCUCCUACUCCCGGAGACUAAAGGAAAGUCGUUGAUUCAAAUAGAACAGUAUUACCAGAAACCAAACAUAUUAUGGGUUACGAGAAACAGAACUGAAAAUGGUCAAGGUGUUUAGGAAUAGCGAUAGAGUACUUAAUGAAGGAGCUUAUGUCCGUGUGGAUAACAUGAGAAUGCCUACUCUCAGCAUUUAAUGCAACUGCCGCAUUCUUCACAAACACAUUUUCCAAGGCUCUAGAAAAAAUUAGAAUGUUUAUUGUUACUUCGUAGAUCUAAGAUGAAUUUGUGGUAUAUUUAGUGUAACCGUUGUUGUUAAUACCAUUUACUUCGUUUUACAAAUUUCGACAUAUAUGGCAUUAGCUAAGCAUUUGGUACUUCUAAGAUAUGAUUUAUAUUAUAUGUAUACCAAUGUUACAAAUCUAUAAUAUUUUACUAAGGAUUCUAAUAUGCGAAUAGUCGCUUCUUUAAAUAUUUUAUCAAUGCCUUAAUAUAUUAGGUAUAAAACUAAAUGUUUCCUGUUGAGCUUAACUGAUGUUAAAUUAAUACUAAUGAACUAUUUUUUAUCAAUUAUAAACCAAAUGACGACCGUUAUUUUUACCACUUUUUCAAACGAACAAUUACUGGGAUCCAACUGAUCUGUGUAUUAAAAUAUGAAAUUGACAGUGACUUCUUAAUAUCCAUUAGAUCUUUUGUUUUCCAAUUAUUAUUUUAAUGUUUAAUUAAUUCGAAUAAUGUCUAAUUAAUUGUAAAAAUUUAAUUUUUUUAUCGAUACAAAAUUAGUUUUUAGACAUCUACAUUCUACAUUAUAUAAAUUGCUUCUUUAAGUAUAGAUAGGUAUGUUGAACAUAUACCUAUCUGCACGAUCCAAAAUACAUAAAUUGAUGUGUCUACAAUAAUUGAUUUUUCAUUCAUUCAAGUAUAUAGUUACAUAUAAAGUUACUAAAAAGUAAAAAUAUAAUAAAAAAAAUAUCCAUCAAUAGGUAGAACUGUCCAUCAUAUCCAGUCCAAUCAUUUUACGCUAUAUAAAAAGUACUUACUUACCUACAUUUAAUAAACGUUCAAAUAUUCUACAUAAGUACCUAUGUACUUCUUUUACUAUAUAAUAUACUAUUUUCGAUAUAUUUAUACUUUUUAGCAUGCCAUUAUGUGAGAUUAUCUGUGAUUUAUAAAUGACCACGUAAUAGUCCAAUGAUUUUCAUAUUGUAAGGUCUUUUUUAAGUGAUAUAUUUAUAUAGGACAAUUAUUUUUGUAGUUAAGUAAUAGAAAAUGUGAUAAAAAUAAACAACUUGAAAAUA
Molecule: messenger RNA, 3019 nt
Organism: Colias croceus (clouded yellow)
Lineage: Eukaryota; Metazoa; Arthropoda; Insecta; Lepidoptera; Pieridae
Product: facilitated trehalose transporter Tret1-like
Exons: 7
Coding region: 271-1842 (523 amino acids)
Biological process (GO): transmembrane transport
Cellular component (GO): membrane
Molecular function (GO): transmembrane transporter activity
Source: RefSeq, a predicted model, not a curated record